AUGGUUGUCGCUACAAUCAAGUGUGUCGUGGUGGGGGACGGUGCAGUCGGAAAGACCUGUCUGCUCAUCUCGUACACAACCAACAAGUUCCCUUCGGAAUAUGUUCCCACUGUCUUUGACAACUACGCCGUGACGGUGAUGAUCGGUGACGAACCUUAUACCCUUGGUCUCUUUGAUACCGCCGGUCAGGAAGAUUACGAUCGUCUGCGCCCGUUGUCCUACCCCCAGACCGACGUUUUCCUUGUCUGCUUCUCCGUGACUUCACCCGCCUCGUUUGAGAACGUCCGCGAAAAGUGGUUCCCUGAAGUUCAUCACCACUGCCCCGGUGUUCCCUGCCUUAUCGUUGGUACCCAGACCGAUUUGCGCGACGAUGCGAACGUGCGCGAGAAGCUUGCCCGCCAGAAGAUGCAACCCAUUCGUAAGGAGGAUGGUGACCGGAUGGCCAAGGAGCUUGGUGCUGUGAAAUAUGUCGAGUGUUCUGCUCUGACGCAGUACAAGUUAAAGGACGUCUUUGAUGAGGCUAUUGUUGCUGCUCUUGAGCCGGCCCCCAAGAAGAAAUCCAGGGGUUGCCGCCUGCUGUGA
This is a messenger RNA of Penicillium pulvis, 582 nucleotides long. It is a transcript of the gene cdc42, whose product is annotated as Rho family GTPase CDC42. Gene Ontology annotation, molecular function: GTPase activity; GTP binding. NCBI's taxonomy places the organism in Eukaryota, Fungi, Ascomycota, Eurotiomycetes, Eurotiales, Aspergillaceae. Bases 1 to 582 code for a protein of 193 amino acids. The transcript has 4 exons. The record is from RefSeq and is a predicted model, not a curated record. Gene Ontology annotation, biological process: small GTPase-mediated signal transduction.